Messenger RNA from Mytilus trossulus (common blue mussel), 2346 nucleotides. RefSeq lists its product as uncharacterized. Lineage: Eukaryota; Metazoa; Mollusca; Bivalvia; Mytilida; Mytilidae. The record is from RefSeq and is a predicted model, not a curated record. The transcript is spliced from 4 exons. The coding region runs from base 387 to 1583 and encodes 398 amino acids.
UGAGUGGGCGUUGCCAAACAACUUUCGAUUUGUUUCUGUCGCUUGUGAAAUACAUUUUUUUUAUGUGGAAGAGAUCAGUUGGUAUGUUACUUAUGCUUUUUACAGAUUUUUUUUAAAGUAAAGCCUGAAGUCAAACUGAAUAUGUCCAUGCGUAAAGAAUCGACAAAUUGAGAUAUAAGAAAGAAGGAUAAUAAGGAGCCUGACGUUAAUGACGACAAGAUCAGGAAGAAAACAACGGCUUUGAUAUCAGCAGUCAAACAAAUCAUGUUAAUACUGAGAUAGGUGCACAAGUAUAUAACGCAGACUGUCACGUUACUGUCGAGAAAAACCAAGCAUCUUAUACUAAAGAGGGUCCAUGUGCUGAAAGCAGUAACGAAAAGGAGGAUAUGAUGAAUAAUGUGAAAACAUCCAAUGAUUCAAACAAAAGUGAGGACAACACAAAGUCAGAUGCCGAUAAAGAUCAGAAGUCUGAUCUGAACAAGGUCACAGAAGGGGCCAGUGAGAAUGAAAAUAAUGCUAUGAAAGAUAUCAAACCAGUUAAUGUAGAAAAUAAAAAUAUGAAGGACGUCAGCUUAAAAAGUGGUAAAGGAGAUACGACACAACUAAGUGCUAUAAGUGCUAAAUCAAAUGAUGACACGGACGAUAAACAUAAACAAAAUAUUGAGGCAGCUUGUAAUUCAGAGACACUGUCCAAACAACAAGUGGAUGUCAAUGACGAUAAAGCAAGUACCGGCGCAAAAGCUAAAAACAAAAAGUAUGUAAAGCCUGAAGACAACUUUGACAAAAAUAUCCAAAAUCAACAGAGAGACAAAAGAAAUAAGCAACAAAAUCAAAAUGGACAAGUGAAAACAGAUGAAAAAAAUAAAAGAGAUCCAAAAACAAGCAAAGGAGCUACUCGUGAUCCAAAUAAAAAACCCAAAGAGAAUGCAGCAUUGAGACGAAAAGCGUUCGAGGCAUAUGAAUUCUUUUGGAGAUCACACUCUCCCUACAGUCAGUGGUAUCCAAGUGAUUUCACUCUCGAUGGGAUCAAAUUUAACUGUGCAGAACAGUUUAUGAUGCACAGCAAAGCAGUAUUAUUUGGGGAUGUAGAAACUGCAGAAAAAAUACUCAAUACCUCUGAUCCUCGUAAACAGAAGGAUUUAGGUCGACUUGUGGAAAAUUUUGACAAAAGCUUAUGGGAUGAUAGCUGUUCAGCAAUUGUUGAACGUGGAAAUAAAGCAAAGUUCUCACAAAAUAAAGAACUUAAGACGACUAUUCUGAAGACUUAUCCUAAAGUGCUUGUCGAAGCUAGUCCUCAGGACAAAAUUUGGGGUAUUGGACUCGAAGCAAAUAACCCAUUGGCUUGGGAUUGUAAAACAUGGAAAGGACAAAAUUUACUUGGAAAAGCAUUGACUAAUGUGAGAGAUGAGUUGAUGAAGAAAGAAACUAGUCAGAAUACUGUAUGUCAAAAUACAGAAACGAAGGAAGAAAGAACGACAGAAAAUACAAUGAAUAGAUUAGUAGAUUCUGAUCCCCAAAAAGUCGAUGAGGAAGAAACAAGUUUAAGUAAUAACAGCAGAGCAGAAAAAAUAACAGACGUUUGACAAAGAACCAACAAACGUAUUCCUAAUCUUAUCAAUGCAAACUAACUUUGAGAACAAUGAAGCAUUCAGAAUUGAGAUACGGAUACAUAUUUCAAUUUGGUUGAUAAAAAACAUACUUCACAGAAACAUUGAAGAAAGCACACAAAUUCGAAAAAGUCGUAGACCAAGUCUGGAAUAACGAAGGUACAAACCUGUAAAAACAUUUAAACAGACACAUAAAACGAUUGAAAUGAGAAAUUAAACUUUCACUUUACACGGUUAAUAUUAUCAUAAUUGCAGCACUAUUACUAUAUCCACCAUUUCUCUAAAAAAUCUCCGAAAUUAGUAGAAAGAAACAAGUGCUUUAAAUAUAUAUUUUGUUACAUCAUGUGAUUGACUUAAAACAUCGAGAUUCGUGCGGUCUGUUUUAAUAUCUGAUUGGAAUGCACUGAAAUUAUAUGAUAUUGAUCUUAUUAUACAAUAUUUAUUACCUAAAAGUGUUUUGAGCAACGAACGUUUUACAUUUUAAAUUUUAAGUACGAUUUAUUUUUAUCACUUACUUUGUUUAUAUUUAUGAAAUUUAAUUCACUUGUUUUUUUUUUAUCUAUCUAUCUAUUUAUCUUAUAACACUUAGUUUAAAUUUAUAUUAAUUUUUAUGAUGUAACAUAUCAUACUUCCUAAGAUGUUUAUUAUUUUUUUAAACACUUUAUACAUGUAUAUUUAUUUUUUGAUCACAUUUGAACUUUUUAUUGUGAUAAACAUUGGGUACAAAUUUUAAAUAUAG